Sphaerodactylus townsendi is the source of this 5192-nucleotide messenger RNA. It is a transcript of the gene ST6GAL1, whose product is annotated as ST6 beta-galactoside alpha-2,6-sialyltransferase 1. The coding region runs from base 1163 to 2401 and encodes 412 amino acids. NCBI's taxonomy places the organism in Eukaryota, Metazoa, Chordata, Lepidosauria, Squamata, Sphaerodactylidae. The record is from RefSeq and is a predicted model, not a curated record. Gene Ontology annotation, molecular function: sialyltransferase activity. The transcript has 8 exons.
ACAAAGCCUGCCACAGCCGCCGCUUCCUCUGACCGACCCCCCCGCCCCGCCCGGACAUGUUUGUGCGGCCGCCACAGUUACAGGAGUUGGGGCGGGGGGGAGUGGAAUGGAUACGGGAGUGGGGGGGGGGGGAAAUAGGAGGAGGGGAAGGGGCUUCUUGCUGCCCACCCAAUCCGCUUUCCGGUGACUCGAAAAAAUAAGGACCGGCGAGCCCGGCGCGCCAUUGCCAGCAGCAGCAGCAGCAGCAGCCCGCGUGAGGGGCUCCAGCUCGUUCCCCCAAGGAGGGUCGGCGCGGCCAUCCCCACGUGGGGCCAGUUGGGGGCUGGAAGGGCGUGUGAGGGGUGGGGGGAGAGUCCCUCUCGCCUGUAGCGCCGGAGCAGGGAGGCUGGACAGCGGGGACGAGUGGGCAGUCCUUCAGCCGCCCCGCUUCGACGGUGCGCCAAGCCUUCGGUGGCUGGGGAGGGCACGCGAGCGCGUUGCCUGGAUUGGCGAGGGCAGGUCCCCCUCUCCUCACCCGCCCCCCCCUCCAGCGUCUGACGGGGCUGUGCCCCGCUUUGGGGGUGGUUUUCUGUAUCGUUUUUGGAAGAAACCGCCUCCCUGCCCGCCUCUGCCCUUCCCUCUGCUGCCGGGCUGGGUCUGGCCGCGGCGAUGGGGGCCACUCUUUCUCCCGGGCUGGCAGCUAGGCGCGCUCAACCCUUUGUCCGAAACGGCGCGGCGAAACAGCGCCGGCGGCUGGACCGAGGCUGAGGACAGACAGACAGACAGACAGACAGACAGACAGGCGCGCGGGCGGAGGGAGAGCUUCGUGUCUGCGCCCCGGCCAGAAGUGGCCGCGCGGCGGCGGCGGCGGCGGCGGCACCAGCAACAAUCUCCCGCACGAAAACACUUCCUGACCAGCCACCGCCCCUAACAGUCCUGCCAUGCGGGGACCAUGCAGCCAGCUGGAAUCAGCUGCCCUUCCUCCCACUGCUGGACAGAAACUGGGGCUCAAGGUAGCCUUCAGCCUUUGUUGCAUCUCUUAUUGCUUUGAGCGGCUGGAUUUCCCAAACUGAAAGAGAGAGGGAGAAACGUACUGAGCAGCACUGGUAACACCAUUAUUCACCAACAGCAGGUCCAACUUCCAGCCUGAUGUUGAUCUUCCCAACUUGAUGUAGCAUACAUUAUGGUUCAUGUUAACUUGAUUAAAAAAUGGAUGUAUGUCCUCCUUGCAUUUCUUGUAGUUCUGUCUAUUUGUCUGUGGAAGGAAACACGAAAAGGUUAUUAUGUUUCUUUAAAAGUAGAAAGCCCAGUUGAGCAAUUAUACAUAGCACUGUGGAAAUGGGGCAUUCCAAAACAACGAAAUGUCCCUCAUAAAGCUGUCAAUGAUUCUAGCACAAUCAAAAUUAAAGAAAAUACUUCUGUACCACAAACAAGAAGUAACUUAGUAGCAAACUCCCAAAAGCCAGAAGGCUCCAUAAAAGUGUGGAACAAGAACAGCUCAUCGAAAAAUCUCACCCCUAGACUUCAAAAGGUGAGGGACAACUACCUGGCUAUGAACAAAUAUCACGUGAAGUACACUGGAUUAAAAAAUGCUGCUAAACUCAGCCCUGAGAAAGUGUUGUGCCAGCUCCGGGAACGAUUGGAUUUUCAGAUGAUACAGGCCUCAGAUGCUCCUUUCAAUACAUCAGAAUGGGAAACCUAUUUGCCAAGGAAAAACAUCAGCAUGGAACUUGGCCAGCUGGGCCAAUGUGCAGUUGUGUCCUCAGCAGGAUCCAUGAAGUCUUCCCGUUUGGGAACAGCAAUAGACAGCCACAAUGCAGUGUUGCGUUUUAAUGGGGCGCCUACGAAAGGGUUUCAGGCUGAUGUAGGGGGAAAAACGACAGUACGUCUAAUCAAUUCCCAGCUUCUUACUGUUGAUGAACAAAGGGUUAUAACAGACCCACAAUAUAACACUGGAAUCUUAAUUGUGUGGGAUCCAGCACCCUACCAUGCAGAUAUCCAUGAGUGGUACAGAAAACCAGAUUACAGUUUCUUUAACAGCUACAAAAAAUAUCGAGACACACACCCUGAGCAACCCUUUUAUAUCCUGAAUCCCUAUUUGCAGUGGCAGCUUUGGGAUAUCCUUCAAGAAAACUCGCCAGAGGAUAUCCAGCCAAAUCCACCCUCUUCAGGAAUGCUUGGCAUUGUUAUCAUGAUGCAUUUGUGUGACAAAGUGGAUGUUUACGAGUUCAUUCCUUCCAAAAGGCAAACAGACAUUUGUCAUUAUUUCCAGAGGUUCUUUGACCAAGCCUGCACCAUGGGGGCCUACCACCCACUGCUCUUUGAGAAGAAUAUGGUGAAGCACCUUAAUCAAGGCACAGAUGAAGACAUUUAUACUUAUGGAAAAGUGACUCUAAGUGGCUUGAGGAAUGUACAGUGUUAGGAGAUCAAAUCCCUCAGAUCCUAGGCUCAGAAGAUCUUGAAUUGCAAGGCACUUUGUAAACACUCCUUUAGAGUGGAUUGCUAAUAGUGAUCUAUUCUUUCAUUUGGUGAGUCUUAAAUUUGGGAUCCAUGGCUACAGAGUAAAGUGCUCUUUAUUAGAAUCAUAUUCCAUCUCCCACAGUCCCUACAGACAGGCGAUGCAGUAUCUGAAAGGUUCCAACUAUAGAUCACAGAAUGUAGCCUUGGUCUGGUCCUCCAAAACCCACAGAAUUUGAAAUUAUUUUGAAAAUCAGCAUAUUUCUAGCCCUUAUGACUGCAUAGAAAACAAGAAAAUGGCUGAGCAGUUGAAUUUUAAAAAAUAGACACAACCUAACUUUACUGAAGAUCUUGAUUUUCAGGGACUGCUUUGUAUUUCAUUCUUCCAUCUCAGUAUACUCUAACCUUUAAGUCUGGACCUAACUACCUGCUACAUUUUCCCCAGGGACCUACCUAGAUUGGUUCAAGAACAAUGUUCUGAAGAUCUGAACUUCCUUGGUGUCCACUGGCUCAGUUUGGAUUUGAACAGCAGCACACAGGACCACCCCUCCACUACAGAACUACUAUUUGUCUUGCUGGGAAAAUGUAACAUAUGGCCUAUCAGUACACAUGAAGCCUCAUCAGGUCAAAUGGUGGCCUGGGAAGCACAGAGCUCCAGAAAGUCUCUCAAGCUGAGCCAGGGACAUUUCCAGGAAAUAAGUAACAUACAGCAGCAUCUAUGUUUGGGAUGGUGAACAUUUCACAAUUCUGCAAGUGCACCAUGUAAUGCAAAAUUUGGUAUUGGCCAGAAAAUGCUGCAUCCUGAGAAUCAGGUUCAGUAUUUUUUUAAAAAUGCUUCUAGCUCUUUGAAUGUAUGUGAACAAUACCCUGUGCACACAGGUUAUGGCAUGGAUCCUACGAAGCAUUUUCAUGCAGGAAAAUAAAGGGCUGUGUAGUUUUUCCCCAGCUCAUCCCUACUACUAUAGACAUCUGACUCUCCUCUUGUGUUGUUCCCACAGGUCCCUGUCCCCCAAGAACAGCCUUUCAGGGGAUAUUUUGGGCUACAGCAGAAGGGACAGAGGUAGAAUAAAUCGUGCUCCCAAGAUAGGAAUCCCUUCCAUCUGUCGAAAUGUUUUACAGGAUCUAAGCCAAUAUGUGUACACAGCCGAUGCAUGUAUUAAGGAAUGAGCGCACUGGCCCUGCCGCCCGGCUUGUGAAUGAAUGCACUGAUCCUGCCAUUUGCCUGUGGUACCGUACCUAGAGGUACAUGAGGUAUACAUGCACAGGCUCAAUCUCCAGGACUGGAAAUGUUAGGUAAUCUUGGUUGCCAGGGACCUGGCUUGAUUGUUAAUAGGUGCUGCGACCACAUUUGGGCAAACAUGUGCAAGGGGCAGCAUAUUCACCCAAUACACACUGGUUCUAUACACACAUGACAAUAUGUAUAAAUUCAGAAGUUUGUGCCAAUGUUAAAACAAAUGCAGAUUUUAUUUUCAUUGCAAAAAUGUGAAUUUUGUGGUUAUAGAAUGUGAAAUUCUGAGUAUUCAAACAAGAUUGCAUGGAUUUACAGGAAUUUAAGUAAGGAAUCCAGGUUGUAGAAUUGACUUCUCCGAGAAACUGAGCAGAAUUAGCUCCAAGUCAUGUCAGUUGGGUGCUGGAGAUGCUCUGACAGAGCCAAACUAUUGAAUGUUUGAUGUUACAUGAUUGUUGUAUAUCAUUUCAGGUACCACACAGAUGUCCAUGUGGCAUAAUUUAAAAAGGAGUCUGUCCUUUAAAAACAUUACUCCUAGUGUAUACAUCUACUCUUGAUGUCCCUGCAGAUAAAUCCAGCUAUCAAAGGGAUUUCAUAUAGUAGUCUUUAGAUUUUUAUCAGUUGUGGAGGGCUUUUUUCUUUGCUAUAUGCCAGACUGGGUGAUUGUUACAAUUCAUUUAUUUUCCUAGGUUAACAGACUUCUGAGAAACCCCUAGAUUGACAGACCAAAUUUCAUUUAAUCCAAUCCUUAAGGCAGGAACCUUAGUAUCUCACCCCAUCCAAUCUUUCUUCUGAUAAUGAUUUGAACAAGCCAAAUACUACUUAUUCAGAUUAAAAGGUAUAUUGAUCUUAUUGGCUUAGAUCCCGUGAACAAAUCACGUGGGCUCAGCCAUGCGGUAUGCUUUCUCUUCCACUAAAACUUUCAUUUGGGCAAUAGCCCAUUGAAAGCAAAUGAUCUGGAACAAAUGGAAGGAGGCAAAAGCAUUUUUCACAACAAAGCAUGUAUCGAGCGUGUACCAAGCUCAUUCACAGGAUCCAAGCCUGCCUUUCUGAAAUUAUCACUUCAGCUCUUUUCACUUUUUUACAUUUCCUCGGUCUCUCUCACAACUUCUGCCAUCUUCAGAAUAAUACGCAUGCUGGUGAUGGCAUCCAUUAAUUUCAGAGAUGCUCCGCUAAAGCUUAUCUUUUCAAUUUUAAAAACAUAAUCACUAAUAGGAUUCUUCAGCGACCCACUGUGCCAUCGUAAGCAAAGUUACCUGUUUUCAAUCCACUGCAGUCAGCAUGGGAGCAUGCAGCUUUGCUUAGAAUGAAAGUCAGUCAUGUUCUUUUCACACAAAAAAACAGAUUUUUAAUUUAUAGAUUCCUGUUUCAUGUUAUUUUGGAUAAUUUUGAUAACUGAAGUGACAAAGGAAUAAUUGUUAUAGAACUAUGAAGUUGAAAACAUGUACUAUUGCCGGAUUCUGGCUCUUGAAACAACAAAGUGACUACAAUGCGUGUUACUAGAAAUUAACUAUUCACAGCAAUAGCC